Molecule: messenger RNA, 1913 nt
Organism: Triplophysa rosa
Lineage: Eukaryota; Metazoa; Chordata; Actinopteri; Cypriniformes; Nemacheilidae
Gene: lg20h20orf96
Product: linkage group 20 C20orf96 homolog
Exons: 10
Coding region: 12-1088 (358 amino acids)
Source: RefSeq, a predicted model, not a curated record
AGUACGAUAUCAUGACACUGAACUUGAGAUUACGUACAAGCAACUUUACUCCGGUGGAUUACAGCAAAUGGCAGCGAACUACCGAACCUCAUCUGCUCUGGGCAGCUCCUCACAAGACACUACUACCACAACAGAAUAACAAAGAGACUUUCGUAACCAGACAACAUCAGACAGGUAUAUCAGCAAAACCCCAACAAAGCACUACCCACAAUGAUUCCACAACAUUCCCCAAAUUCACUAAGAGAACUGAAAAAAGGAUGCAGGAUCAAGUUACCACAACAAAAAAUAUAAAAAAAUUAAUGUUACUCAUCAUGUCCAGGAGAGAGGCUAUAAAAGAUCUGGAGGAGCAUUGUGAGCAACUUCAAGAGAUGAACCUGCAGGUAGCCAGGAGCAUUGUGGAUACAGACAGAAACUCGCUCUCUAGGGAUAAAGACCUGCUUAACCAGCAAGAACAAAUGAGGAGAUCAAUGGCAGGGUUGAAGCGAUGGAGUGACAGUCAAAUUACAAGUAUCAAAGCAGAGCUGACAGAUGCAAAUGAAACAUCACAGACACAACUCAGUGGUUUGCAGGAGCAGCUGGAUAUGGUGAAAGCAAAAGUGAUGGCGGCUCAAAAGCAACUGCACAGUUUGAAGACAUACAAAGAUAUGAAGUUCCCAGUCAAGGCCCUGCAGAUUGCAGACAUGGAGAGACAGCUGAAAAGACUGAGGGAUGUGCAGCAGAAUGAGAAGGAAGAUGUGAGUGUGGUGUUUGAGAAAGAAAUGGUCAAUUUAAAGAGACGUCGCCAACAGAAAGAACAGGGAGUUCUGUCUGCUUUUGUUGAGAAGCAUGCAUGUUACGUCCCUCCCGUUGUCAAACUGAUUUCCUCACAAAACCACAGGAUGAGGGAAGAGAUCCAUAUGCACAGACAGGAAAUAAUUCAACUGGAGCAGAGGAACAAAGAGCUCAUGAAGAGUAUUCGUGAACUGCAACUAUCAAGACCAAACAUCAGGAGAGAGAUCUUUCCAGAUGUUUUCCUCAAAUCAGAUAAGUGUACUCCAGAUAUGGAUGUCCAUCUCAGUGUACCACGAGAGGAUUUACUCCCCAUAUAAACCUGUGCUAACGGCAUUACCUUUUUGAGUCUUGACUUGAGCUGCUGUAUAUUAGAGAAGAAAAUUAAGGAAGCCACUUCAUUAAAUCACAUUCUGCAGAGGUCAAAACAUUAGAUUGAUUGUUUCAUUUGUUUUAUUUGUCUUUAUGUCCAGUAUAGAGGCUUUACAGUACUGUAUUUGCCAUAAUCUUUUGAUGUGUCUGCAUAUUAAGAAAAUCGCAUUGCCUUGUAAAUUAUUCAACACAGCCUGCACAUGUACAGUAACUAUUUCAUUUUGUAAACAGUAAUAGAAUGCUCCUUUACAAUAAGACCUAUGUUUUACAUAUCUAUGACUUUUUUCCAGACUAGUUUUAUCUCAGACUUCUGAAAAGCAUGUUAUGUGUAAUUUUGUUUUAGAAAUGUUUGCUAAGUUCACGUGACUGCAAGAUGCCUUCAAUUUUCAUUGGAUGUGCGUUGUAGGCCUAUCUUCCCAUGUAGUUUCUGGGACCAGUCAGCAAGCAAGUUUCAUUACAAUUAAUGAAACUUUAACGUGUUAGUCUUCGUGUUUCAUUUUAUGACUAUAUAUGACUCUGUUUAUUCUGUAAAUGGAGCAUUUCUGAGCCUUUUUUGUAAAACUUGAAAGCAGAAGUUUGGUGACAUUGAUGUAAUUGACCAAUGUGUGGGAACGAGGCUUUGCUCUGUAAACACUUAUGGAUUUCAGCACCCCAGUGUACUGGCGACGGGUUUGAUUACUUCUGUUGUUUCCUUUGGAAAAGGUUCAGAAAAGCCUCAGAGAAUAAAAAAAAUCCUGCUAAAACUGCAAGAUCAAGGCAAGGAAUAAAGCUUA